This is a messenger RNA of Cuscuta epithymum, 3003 nucleotides long. The record is from the annotation of a GenBank genome assembly. NCBI's taxonomy places the organism in Eukaryota, Viridiplantae, Streptophyta, Magnoliopsida, Solanales, Convolvulaceae.
CAAUAUACUACACUAAACUCCUGCUAGACCACGACAGCAAAUCCGAAAGACCACCGGAGAAGCAACUGUUUCUUUUCCCGUUUCCUAUCCGCCAUCGUGAGGGAGGUUGAAACGAUCGCCGGGAAAAUGAAGACCCGCUUCCCAACUCUCGCUUCCCUAUUGCUCAAAUCCACCCACCGCCCCUCUCACGCCACCUUAUUGCCUCUUCAUUCCCAUCUUCUCAAUCCGCAAUCCUUCUCCUCCGCUUCGUCCAUCCCUCCUUCAUCCCCUUCUUCUCAUCCAUACCCGCGAACUUUGGAGGGAUUGCGUAGCAGGCUAGCUGCCGAGUCGCCGACGCUGUCUGACUUCACGCGGCUCCAAUCGGACCAUGAAUACUCCGUCGAGGUCGGAACGAAGAAGAAGCCGCUCCCGAAGCCCCAGUGGAUGAAGGAAGCGAUUCCUGGAGGAGAGAAGUACACGCGUAUCAAGAAGAAAUUGAGAGAGUUGAAACUGCACACGGUUUGCGAAGAGGCUAAAUGUCCCAAUUUGGGAGAAUGCUGGUCCGGCGGUGAAACCGGAACUGCCACUGCGACAAUUAUGAUCCUUGGGGAUACUUGUACUCGAGGGUGCAGGUUCUGCAAUGUAAAGACUUCACGCACCCCACCCCCUCCUGAUCCAGAUGAACCAUAUAAUGUGGCUGAGGCAAUUGCUUCAUGGGGUCUGGAUUAUGUUGUGAUAACUAGUGUUGACCGUGAUGAUUUACCUGACCAAGGAAGUGAUCACUUUACCAAAACAGUGCAGAAGCUAAAGGAAUUGAAGCCGGAUAUUCUUAUUGAAGCACUUGUUCCAGACUUUAGAGGGGAUCCUAGUUGUGUUGAGAAAGUUGCAAAGUCUGGAUUAGAUGUUUUUGCUCAUAAUAUUGAAACGGUUGAAGAACUUCAGAGUGUUGUACGAGAUCACCGUGCUAACUUUAAGCAGUCCAUGGAUGUUUUGAUGAUGGCCAAGGAUUAUGCUCCUGUUGGUACGCUAACCAAGACAUCCAUAAUGUUGGGUUGUGGAGAAACACCUGAUCAAAUUGUUAAAACAAUGGAAAAGGUGCGGGCCGCUGGUGUUGAUGUCAUGACAUUUGGUCAGUACAUGAGACCUUCAAAGCGGCAUAUGCCUGUAUCAGAAUAUGUAACUCCCGAGGCUUUUGAGAAGUAUCGACUUCUUGGGAUGCAAAUGGGAUUUCGGUAUGUAGCGUCUGGUCCCAUGGUGAGAUCAUCAUACAAGGCUGGGGAGUUUUACAUCAAGUCUAUGAUCGAAUCCGAUCGUGCUGCAUCUUUGCCCUAGCCCCCCCUUAUUUUAUGACCAUAUAUUAUAGGUGAAAGUCAUACGAAUAAUCCCUACUUUAUGGAAAUCUACAAUAAUACUUCCUACUCAAAGUAUUCAUAAAAAUAAUCCGAAUUAAAUGGGUGUGGAUUCAAAUUAAUGGGUGUUUAGUACUCCAACCCCUAUCUCCACUUUAUCAAAUAGUGGUAAGAAGAACAAGGGUAUUUUUGAAAAUCCCACUUGCUAAGUCACCUUAAGAGGCAGAAUGGACCUAUGUAAAUUUCAUAUAAUCUUCUAUUUUUGUGGGUGCCAUCAUGAGUUGAGAUUGCUUUUGUAAUAUUUCAAGUACUGAUUAUUAUUGUAGAAUCAUUGAAAGUAAGGAUUUUUCAUAUGAAUUUUGCCUAUAUUAUACUCCAUUACACUUUAUUCAGCUUGCAUUGAUUCAUUUACAAGUUGUUCACCCCCGGUUAUCUUGGUGCAAGCAAGGUGGCCGUUUGUUCAUCUGUAGCAAGAUUAGCAAAAUGGCAGGUAUCACAUACAACAUAAUGGAUAUAUGCGUGUGAAUAGUAUGAUAUUGAACCCAUGGUUGAUUUAAAGCAUUACUGUUCAAAAUAAUUUCUUGCUUGUAUUUGUCAUUGGUUGGAAAUUGAAUUUCAGAUAGUACGUAGUACGUACAACUUGUUCUAUUGGUAGUGCGUUAUAUUCUAUAGGCCUCAUUUGGAAUUACUUCUAAUUCAUAGAAACUCUCUUGUUCCUGAAACUGAUGUGCGCUGCACAGGUUCGAAUACAGAUAUCUGGAAAUUAGGGAAUUCAUGGAUUUUGUCAAUCCCUCAAAUUGUGGUCAAUCAUGUUCCAGUGCCCGUUGGUUUGAGUAAUUCCUGGGAUUUUGGUGAUUCAUUUUACUCAAGAUGUUAUCUACUCCCUUUGACCUCUGUCCCAUUUUAAUUUUAGGCUUUUCUUUAUGACCCGUUCCUAAUUAAUCACUCUCUUUGUUUGGAAGGAAAGAAUUGUGAGGCUUGUAGUAUUCUUUGCUUUCUAAAUAAAUUUUUAUCACAUAAUUUCAUUUCUUAAAUGACCUGCAAAGCCAACGUGGGGAAAAAAUGAAAAUGACUUGAUGGAAAGCAUCUGUUAAAACUGUGGUUGAUCGGAACAAGAGCUAGUUUGUGUAGUUCAUGCUGUUUAGAAGUAGCCGUUUGGUUUCUUUUCAGUGUGCCAGUUUAUUUGCUGUCAAUGUAGAAAGUUUUGUUUAAGCAUCCUGUAUUCGUUGAGGAUUUCAAAUUAUUGCAUUGUCUAUUAUGUUUUCUAAUUAUAAUGUUAUCUUUACUAUUAUUAUUGAUUGUGAUAGCAGAAGACUUUCCAAAUGAUUUGUACAGCUGUUUUCGUGGGUUGCCAAAUGUGAUAAUUUGAACGGGGAUUGCGUAAAGAACAUCAUUGUUUCCUGAAGGGAUAAAGUGGGGACUAUUGACCGUUAGGAAUACAUACCCUAGAAAUGUAAAUGGCCAGACAAUCCUUUUCGGGAUUCUUUAAUUUUGAAAGUGAUCACUUUUUUAUAAGUAAUGAUUGUAUAUUCCGACACUUGAAGUUUCUUUAAUGAAAGAGCUUGUUGGGAAAUAUUUGGGAUGAUUUAAAUUUAGACACAUAUAUGUAAUGAGGUUCUAUAAAGUUGGAAAAUUGUGGAUGUAUGAAUGUACUACUCCGUAUCAUUUACUUCAA